AUGUCACAUUUACCUCCAAAACCUGAUUUUGGACCCAAGUCUCCCGGACGGUACUCUGCAGACUAUAGGCACUACGACCGACCUCCAGACCGCUACUACCGCGAACGGGAUGAUCAUUAUCCACCACGCUCGCGGUACCCCCCUGAAUCGUAUUCUUCAAGACCGGUAGACGGAUAUCGAGCCCAUAGGCCAUCUGCAGACUCAUAUGUCUCGUCUUAUGACCGCAGAGAAGAAGACAGAUACCGAGAAUAUUGGGAAGUCAGAGACGCAAGAGAACGCGAAUGGAGAGAGUACUCGCAUGAGACUCGACACGGGCACUCAGAACGUUCUGAAAGGGAGAGAGAUCAGGGUCGAGCGAGGCGGCCAGAGCGGCGAGAGUACAGCCCGCUGAGGCAUCGUGAAUGGAAGGAAGAUGACAGGAGACGAGAACGAGUGCGUGAGCCCGAGCCCGAGAGGGCUUGGACGUCAAGAACAUCAAGGUCUCCUCCACGUCGAAUAGUGACUGGGCGCCCGCGCCGUUCUCGUUCGCCCACUCCAACACGGGCACGUUCUCCAAGAUCUUCUUACAGGCGAUCAUACACUCCCGUGCGCAGACAGCGCAGUCGUCCAUCGACACCCAAUGACACGCAUCGGCGACGGCGCUCCCGUACGAAGUCACCACCUGGCGGGGCGAGGGUAGGUAAACCCUCCGUUCCUGCAAGUCCGAGGUCAGCUGGGCCCGUCGGUAGUCCACGAGAUCUCUCACCACGACCAAGAUCACCCAUAAGCGAUCACCGCAAAGAAAAGGUUGCACGGAGUCCUAGUAAUCCUCCUGAUGUCUUGGAGAGUGACCCGAGUCGAAAUCGUUCUUUGCCCAUAAUAGUGACCGAAGAUGCUAAAUCUUUGCCUCCACGCUUGUCACCUGCACCUAGGAAUUCACCCAAUAACGAGUUAACAUUGUCCGCGAAGCCUGAAGUGAAGGUGGAAGACACAGGUGAACCCAUUUCGCCUGCACAUCUGUCUCGAGCAGACAAGGGAAAGAUGCGAGAGGUUGAUAUGAAAAUAGAAGUCAGCCAGUUCUCUCAAUCCUUGCAGCCGACGCAAGACACUAUACAGCCUCCUCUACCUCAUAAAAAGUCUCGCACACCUCCAAUCGCGCCUCGACGUUAUAUACCUACACCCCCCAUCCCCUCUUCACCGAAAACGCCGCAGCCAGGAGCCGUUCAGCCGACGAGAGCGGAACGGCCUCGUUGGAUUCCGUCUGCUCCAGAAUCUCAGCAAGUCUCCAACGAUGAGUCUAUCAUUACGACACAUAUGAUAUACACACCCGAUGGACCACGGCAGUUCGUCUUGAAUAUCAAGAAGUACGAUCAUCGACGAUGGCCUCACAGAAUGGACUUGGCAGCACUUACGACUGAGCUUGACCAGCUGCGCAGAAAUCGGAUGCACCUUGCGACAAAUUACCAGAACCUCCAAAAAACUGCCAGACGGGCCCUGCACGAGUUAGAUAUGUCCACGAUUGAACUGAACGCUGCAACCGCCCGUCGGAUUAUGUCUGGAGAGCAGCUGGAGAAGGCGCGUGGAGGACAGCUUGGUAUUGACUAUGUUCGCGCGACACCUGCACAUGACGGAGAGCCAAAUUCUAUAGCGGCAGAGCGAAACGCAUCCUAA
Molecule: messenger RNA, 1650 nt
Organism: Fibroporia radiculosa
Lineage: Eukaryota; Fungi; Basidiomycota; Agaricomycetes; Polyporales; Fibroporiaceae
Exons: 3
Coding region: 1-1650 (549 amino acids)
Source: RefSeq, a predicted model, not a curated record